GUCGACGUCACGGCCCCCUCCACCGGCCGGCGGGCGCUCCACGGCCGAGACUUUCUCCUCGCGACACCUCGCCGCCGGAGAAACGGCAGUCGCCGUGAGCUGAUCGCUGAACCGCACGCCAGCUCCUGCGCACGCGCACAACUCACUUCCGCGAUCGAAUACCCGCUUUCGCUCCGUAAACAGUCCGUGUGCAAAUCAUAUUUUCCGUUUUCUCAUCAACAUUGCAAAAUUUACGCUAAAUUGUACUUCUACACCGGCGGAUUUAUUCGGUGUCAACAAAUGUGGUGUUUCUUGGCGCUCGUUGGAAUAAUGUCUAAUUGGAGUUGAGAUUUCCACUAUACACGAUGGCGCGAUGCUCCUCCAGCGCGGUGUGGACACUCGUAGCGCUCGCCGCCCUCGUCACACCCUGCCUGUCAGAUCCUGAAAUUUACUAUGAGAAACAGCGGUACGAUGGCUGGUUCAACAACAGAGCGUAUCCAGACUGGGGUUCUGUGGGCAGUCGGCUGACGCGCAAGGCGCCGGCGGCGUACGCGGACGGCGUGUACAUGAUGGCGGGCGCGGACCGGCCGGGCGCGCGCGCGCUGUCCAAGCUGUUCAUGCGCGGGCAGGACGGACUGCCCUCGCGAGCUAACAGGACCGCGCUGCUCGCCUUCUUUGGUCAAGUGGUAACAGGCGAGAUAGUGAUGGCCUCCGAGUCGGGGUGCCCCAUCGAGCAGCACCGCAUCCCGGUGGAGCAGUGCGACCACAUGUACGACCCGGCCUGCCGCGGCGGCAAGCACAUGCCCUUCCUGCGAGCUGCUUACGACAGAGCUACUGGGCAGAGCCCUAAUAGUCCACGGGAACAGAUAAACCAGAUGACGUCGUGGAUCGACGGCAGCUUCGUGUACAGCACGAGCGAGGCGUGGGUGAAUGCUAUGAGGUCAUUUCAGAAUGGCUCGCUGUCGAGCGAGGGCGGCAUGCCGCUGCGCAACACCCAGCGCGUGCCGCUCUUCAACAACCCCGUGCCGCACCACAUGAGGAUGCUGAGUCCAGAGAGGUUAUUUUUGCUAGGAGACCCGCGCACCAAUCAGAACCCGGCGAUGGUGACGUUCGGCAUCCUGCUGCUGCGCUGGCACAACGUGGUGGCGGCGCGCGCGCACCGGCAGCACCCGGACUGGAGCGACGAGCAGCUGUUCCAGCGGGCGAGGAGGAUCGUUAUUGCUAGUUUACAGAACAUAUUCCUCUACGAAUACGUGCCAGCCUUCCUUGGAGUUCCCAUUCCGGAAUACACGGGGUACAAACCGGAAGUGGCUCCUGGAGUGACUCACUCAUUCGCAGUGGCGGCCUUCCGCUUCGGCCACACCCUCGUCCCCCCAGCGAUCCUGUUGCGAGACAGAAACUGCCGCUACGGUCGGGCCCCGGGCGGACACGACUCGAUAAGGCUCUGCCAGACUUGGUGGAAUGCUAAUGAAGUGAUGUCAACAGUGCCCAUAGAAGAAGUGCUAAUGGGCAUGGCUUCACAACUAUCCGAGAGAGAGGAUGCCCUGCUCUGUUCCGAUGUGAGAGACAACCUGUUUGGGCCCAUGGAGUUCUCCAGGCGGGACUUAGGUGCCCUGAACAUCAUGCGGGGGAGAGACAACGGACUCCCGGACUAUAACACUGCCAGGCAGUACUUCGGCUUAAAAAAGAUAAAAACCUUCAACGAAAUAAAUCCUACGCUUUUUGAAAACGACCCCGAUCUGCUGCACAGACUUAUUCAAGCUUAUGAUGGACGACUGGACAAUAUCGACGUUUAUAUUGGUGGCAUGUUAGAGUCAACCGGCCACCCUGGAGAACUAUUCCGUGCCAUAAUAAUAGACCAAUUCACAAGAAUAAGAGACGCGGACAGAUUUUGGUUUGAGAACGAACAGAACGGCAUAUUCACACCUCAAGAGAUCGAAGAGCUCAGAAGAAUAACUCUGUGGGACAUUAUAGUGAACAGUACAGCUGUUGGACCUAACGAUAUUCAGAGGGAUGUGUUUCAUUGGAACAAUGGGGAUCAUUGCCCUCAGCCGUACCAACUCAACGCUACUAAACUACCGCCUUGCAAGUACUUGACUGGAUACGACUAUUUUGAGGGUAAUGAGUUCGCAUACACCUACAUCUGCAUCGGUCUGGGCUUCGUGCCGCUGCUCUGCGCAGGCGCGGCGUACGGAGUUGUCAAGCUGCAGAACUCACGCCGGAGACGACUCAAGAUACAACAGGAGGAACUGAAAAAUGCACAGCAUAAAGGUUCAGUAGACAAGCUGAUCUGCCGCGAGUGGGUGCACGCGUCGCACAAGCGGCUGGUGAAGCUGCGGCUGGGCCCCGAGGCCGCGCUGCACGUCACGGACCGCAAGGGGGACAAGCUGCGCACCGUGCCGCUGCACCACACCGACCAGCUCACCGUCAUCGAGAACCAGGAGCACCGCGGAGACAAGCGUCCGCUGAUGCUGGUGCGGGUGCCGCGCGAGCACGACCUGGUGCUGGAGAUGGACUCGGUGGCCACCAGGAGGAAGUUCCUGCUCAAGCUGGAUACCUUCCUCGGGCAGCACAAGAAGGCGCUGAAUCUUACACAGGGUCAUCGUGAACAAAUAUUGGCUACAGCUGAAACAAGAGAACGGAGGCAGAGAAAGUUGGAACACUUUUUCAGAGAGGCGUACGCUAUCACUUUUGGAUUAGCCCCCGGCGAAAAACGCAGAAGAAAUGAAGAUUCAGAUCCAGAGUCCAUCGUAAUGAGAACGUCAUUGUCGAAGUGUGAAUUUGCCAGCGCAUUGGGAAUGAAAUCGGACGCCGUGUUUGUGAAGAAAAUGUUCAAUAUUGUCGACAAGGAUCAAGAUGGAAGAAUUUCAUUCCAGGAAUUCCUCGACACAGUGGUGCUAUUCUCCCGCGGUGCGACGGAAGACAAGCUGCGUAUAAUAUUCGACAUGUGCGACAACGACCGCAACGGCGUCAUCGACAAGGGCGAGCUCAGCGAGAUGCUGCGAUCACUCGUCGAGAUUGCGAGGACCACCUCGCUGAGAGAUGAACAUGUCACUGAACUAAUUGAUGGCAUGUUCUCGGAUGCUGGUUUGCAGCACAAAGACCACCUCACUUACACUGACUUUAAAGUGAUGAUGAAGGAAUACAAAGGAGAAUUUGUGGCCAUCGGGUUAGACUGCAAGGGAGCGAAACAGAACUUCUUGGACACUUCCACCAAUGUAGCCAGGAUGACCAGCUUCCACAUUGAGCCAUCCAUGGAGAAUAGAAGAAACUGGUGCCUCUUAAAGUGGGACUACCUUACAACAUUCCUAGAAGAGAACCGUCAAAACAUCUUCUACCUGUUUAUAUUCUACGUCGUCACCAUCGGUCUGUUUGUGGAGAGGUUCGCUCACUAUUCCUUCAUGUCGGAACACUUGGACCUGCGACACAUCAUGGGCGUCGGGAUCGCCAUCACCAGGGGCUCGGCUGCCUCUCUGUCUUUCUGCUACAGUCUACUCCUGCUCACUAUGUCCAGGAAUUUGCUUACUAAGCUUAAGGAAUUCAGCAUCCAACAGUACAUCCCGCUUGACUCCAGCAUCCAGUUCCACAAGAUCGUGGCGUGCACGGCGCUGUUCUUCUCCCUCCUGCAUACCAUCGGCCACAUGGUCAACUUCUACCACGUGUCCACGCAGCCGCUAGAGAACCUCCGGUGUCUGACUAAGGAAGUGCACUUCACGUCGGACUUCCGACCGGGAAUCACGUUUUGGGUCUUCCAGACGAUUACAGGCGUAACCGGCGUGCUACUCUUCAUAAUAAUGUGCAUCAUGUUCAUAUUCGCGCACUCGGUGGUGCGCGCGCGCGCCUACCCGUGGUUCUGGCGCGCGCACUCGCUACACGUGCUGUUGUACGCACUGUGCCUCGUGCACGGCCUCGCGAGGCUGACCGGCGCGCCGCGGUUCUGGAUUUUCUUCAUGGGACCCGCUAUUGUUUAUACGCUUGAUAAGGUGGUGUCACUGAGGACAAAGUAUCUUGCCCUCGAUGUGUUGGAAACAGAGAUGCUACCUUCAGAUGUCAUCAAAAUCAAGUUCUACAGACCACCGAACCUAAAAUACUUGUCAGGUCAAUGGGUCCGACUAGCAUGCACUGCCUUCAAGAAGGAAGAGUUCCACUCGUUCACGCUGACGUCUGCUCCUCAUGAGAACUUCCUCUCGUGCCACAUCAAGGCGCAGGGGCCCUGGACGUGGAAGCUCAGGAACUACUUCGAUCCUUGCAAUUACAAUCCAGAGGAUCAGCCUAAGAUAAGGAUCCAAGGUCCAUUCGGCGGCGGCAACCAGGACUGGUACAAGUUCGAGGUGGCGGUGAUGGUGGGCGGCGGCAUCGGCGUCACGCCCUACGCCUCCAUCCUCAACGACCUGGUGUUUGGGACUUCUACCAACCGCUACUCGGGAGUCGCUUGCAAGAAGGUGUACUUCCUGUGGAUCUGCCCGUCGCACAAGCACUUCGAGUGGUUCAUCGACGUGCUGCGCGACGUGGAGCGCAAGGACGUCACCAACGUGCUCGAGAUACACAUCUUCAUCACGCAGUUCUUCCACAAGUUCGACCUGAGGACUACUAUGCUGUACAUCUGCGAGAACCACUUCCAGCGUUUGUCCCGCACAUCCAUGUUUACUGGUCUAAAGGCCGUCAACCACUUCGGCAGACCCGACAUGUCCUCCUUCCUCAAGUUCGUGCAGAAGAAACACAGUUAUGUGUCAAAAAUAGGUGUGUUCUCGUGCGGCCCCCGACCUCUGACCAAGUCGGUGAUGUCGGCGUGCGAGCAGGUCAACCGCACGCGCCGCCUGCCCUACUUCAUACAUCACUUCGAGAACUUCGGUUAGAGAGGAUAACACCAGCUUAGGAAGGAAGAAAGAUUAAGGAAGCUUCUAGAACGUAAACUAAGUCGGUGGAUCAUUUCUGUGGCUGUUUAGGAGAAAGCCGUCGCGUCGUGUUACCAUUUAAAACUAAUGUUAUUUAUUUAUUUUUAGUGAAUUUUCUCAUUUUAUUUUAUAUCGUUCAUAUGAUCAAUUAUUGCUUUUAAAUUAAGAGUACAAAAAUAUUAAACUCGCAUUUUCCUGUACAAAGUUGAAGUUGUUAGACAAAAUAAAUCUUUUCUAUAUUAAAUUACUUUUUCAAAUACUCAAGCAAGAUAAUCUCCCUGUAUGUGUUCGUAAAAUAAAAUAUCACAUGAAACAUUUUUAUUUUGUAAAUAUUUAGGUAUGUGAAGUAAAACUAGAUAAUUCGAAUAAAGUUAAUAUUUUUUACGAUUUUAUACGUUUAUUUGCUGUAAAUAAAUAUAUUUAAUUAAUAACUU
This is a messenger RNA of Plutella xylostella (diamondback moth), 5308 nucleotides long. It is a transcript of the gene Duox, whose product is annotated as dual oxidase. Gene Ontology annotation, molecular function: calcium ion binding; peroxidase activity; heme binding. The record is from RefSeq and is a predicted model, not a curated record. NCBI's taxonomy places the organism in Eukaryota, Metazoa, Arthropoda, Insecta, Lepidoptera, Plutellidae. Gene Ontology annotation, biological process: response to oxidative stress.